CAAGUUUCUGAUUCUUUGUCACGCACGACCUCGGACGACGAAGACUAGACUUAGAGCUCUGCAAUAUGAAACGAUGGCUCCUUACUCUUGUAAUCUACUGGGUUUUACCUCUCCUACAGGGAGUCAGAAAGUGUUCCAAAAUUGACGCCUGCCGUUGUUGAACCGAUGAAGGAGAGAUCAAUCUUUGGAGUCUAGCAGGAGAGGACGAUGUGCCGAGAUUCAACUUUCCGCCGGUACCCGCCAAUUACACUCCAGGCCAGACGAAUGAUUCUUAUCAAUGGAAUCCUUGCAAUCCAUGGACAGCAAGAGUAUUUCCCAACCAAACAACAACCAAUGGCUGCGUAGAGGUUGCGGUCUGUAUGAUCCAAGAGGCACCUCCAUUUGGAACUUAUCAUAAAGACAUUGGACAGCAAAACUUGAGCGACUGCGUUUUUGAUCAGGGGACUGGACUGUGUGCAUUGACAUACGGAGUCAAGGGCAACAAACAAAUAAAAACCAAAAUUAUCUUAAUGUGUAACGAAACAGAAGAAGGGAGAGUGGAUCCCAUGAGCAGAUUUACUUCGAAAUACGAAACGAGAUUGCAUUCCAAAUGCGCAUGUCCUGGGAGGUGCAGUAGUCCGAGUAACGCGGGCUUAGGUACUGGUCAAAUCAUGGGUAUUGUCUUUGGGUCUGUUGCUGCUAUUCUUGUUUUUGCCUUCGUUGUUUUUAUCGUCUUUUUGCGUAGAAAGCUUCCUGAAGGAACUCCUAAACCGCCUGUCUGCACCACAGUUAAGGUUGGGUUUGAAGUGAUAAUGGCCAAGGUCUGUCCAUGUUACAAGAGGCUGGAGUAUUCGUCUAUUCCCUGAUAAACUAUUAACGUAUAACAUUUCUGUUGUAAUUUGUAUCUAUGGUUUUCUCUGUAAUAUAAUCGAGAGCUGAAACAAAAACGCCUGAUCAGAUCUUUGAGAUGCGCAGUUUUUUAACCGUGGGGUUUGAAUAUUGGUUCUUCUUUUAAAAAGGUGGUGAUCAUGAUAAACCUUCAUUUCACCCCAGAUCGAAGAGUAGCGCCAGAGUUGCACUGAACCCGAAAGAGAAAAAAACAGAAACAAGUAAUAUAAUAUAAGGGUGUAAUAGAUUCAGAAAAGGAAAAAAAUUAUAAUGAUAGUACCAAUAAUAAUGCGAAUCAUCUAAUACAUCUAGUUCUAGAUAACUUUUUAAGUCAGCAUUUUAAAACACUUUAACCCCGUAAGAGUAACUGGCAUCUAAUUUCUCGAUCCUAAACAUAGUACCCCUGAAACAAAAGUUUUGCCAGGAGAAUAAAGGAAAUGAUCAGCAGCUAGAAAGCUUUUGAUCGUUGAACAAAUUCUUCUUGUAUGGAGAAUAUGCAUACUGAUGUUAGAGUGUAGCACUUCCUAAAUCAUCCCCGAAUAUAUUGUAAAACCAAGGGGCAAGCAAUUUGAAGGAGUGGUUUACCUUAAAUAGUAGUUAGCUUUAGGUGUAACUAAUCGUGAUAUUUGAUAUACGAUAGAUAAAGAACUUCAAAGUGUGACUAGCGUCGCGUGACUGAGGUCGCGUCACUAGGAACUAGCGGGAAAGCCGCGUGAUUUCCGUUAAACGAUCCGUUUAAGCUCAGCUACCUGAAGGGAUUUGAAUACUGGACAAUCCAAAAGCAUCUCAUUUGUUCCAAAUUCAAAAGGGAUUAAACUAAGUUUCUUGCGCCACAGUGACCCCAUCACGCUGUACAUACAUACAAACAUAUACUUUAGUCAACUCGAAUUUACAGAGUAGUUGAGCUCAUAUCUUCGAGAAAGAAAAAUACAUAAGUCAGUCAAAUUAUAAAUAGAACUACUACUAAUACUCUAAUAAAAAAUUACUACUAAAGUUCAUUUUCCUUAUGGCUAUCUUAAAAUCUUUAAAUGAUGUACUCGUUCUCAUGCUGUCAGGGAGCGAAUUCAAAGUUUUUGCUGCUUGAUAUCGGAUGCACUCAAGACCAUAUUUUGUUGUUUUUGUUACUGAGGUAGAGUCAGAAAAUUCUUUUCUCUCAGUGAAUAACUGGAAUUACGAACAACAAAAAGUUCUUUUAGAUAUCCAGAAUACAUAAAAGCAAAUAAGCUCUUGAUAACUACCAUUAGAGUUUUGUGAAGUCUUUCAGUAUAUAAGGACGCUAUCUUUGCUUUAUUUAACAGAUCAUCAUAACUAGACAAUGGAUCAUUAAAAAUAAAUCGUAAAAUACGUUUGUUCAAAGACUCUAGUUUAUCACAAUUUCUAUUGCCUGAAAAAUUCCAUACAAGAGAGCAUGUGAAUCUACAAAUAGGUCGUUUGUCUGUCGGAAAAAAAAAUUUAAGCCAUAUUUUGGUGUUCUAAAUAGUUUUUCCUAUGAAACGCUCACGGAAUAGGAAAGAGAGGUUCAAAAGUAUGCGGUAAACAACCUAUAAGAACUAAAUCUUAACUCCUUAUGUUUCAAAUCAAGCGCGAGAAAAUCAUGAUGGUGUUCCACCAUCAAAUCGUUUCAUAAAUAUGAUACAGAGGAUAUUUCGGCAUCACAAAUAUUUCUGUGUGACCCUGUUGACUCCUGGGAAUGAUCAGAAUGUAAAUAAUCCUUAUAACUUUUAUCAAAGUGUCGAGCAGGUAGGUAAUGGGAAAGUACAUGAUUAUCAACUACUGAUUUAGCACCAAAUUCUCACCGACA
Molecule: messenger RNA, 2668 nt
Organism: Stylophora pistillata
Lineage: Eukaryota; Metazoa; Cnidaria; Anthozoa; Scleractinia; Pocilloporidae
Cellular component (GO): trans-Golgi network
Source: RefSeq, a predicted model, not a curated record